This is a messenger RNA of Daphnia carinata, 2858 nucleotides long. RefSeq names its product solute carrier organic anion transporter family member 4A1-like. Lineage: Eukaryota; Metazoa; Arthropoda; Branchiopoda; Diplostraca; Daphniidae. The transcript is spliced from 17 exons. Gene Ontology annotation, molecular function: protein binding. Bases 580 to 2733 code for a protein of 717 amino acids. The record is from RefSeq and is a predicted model, not a curated record. Gene Ontology annotation, biological process: transmembrane transport; sodium-independent organic anion transport. Gene Ontology annotation, cellular component: membrane.
GCCUUUCGUUUUGGGAGGAAGUUUCAUGUUUAGGACCGCCCCUCGUGGACCCUCACAUUGACUGUUGUGCAACGAACAGAAAAGCCUUUCCUAUUUAACUGCACUACCUGUUGCAUUAUAAGACAUUGUUAACCAGUUUUACUUGAAAUGUACGUUCGAACUUUGUCUGCUGGUCAACUGCUGUUUCGUCUUAAUCGUGAUUCUUCUUCGGUAGAGGCAACUCGUCUACAAAGUCUGGCAUUGUUAGAAUAAGUCAGGCUCAAAUUCCAAAAAGAAAUCUUGCAAUCCAGCAACGACAAUAGUCCUUUUGCUGUCUCGCCCUAAUUGUGCUCGUGAGUGAAAACAGUACGAACGCAGAAUGAAAGGAGAAAGUAGUAAAUAGGCCGCCAGUACUGCUGGUGGUGGUUACUGUGCAAGUUACUCUCACUUUUUAGAAGACCCGUGUGGAAUCAAACUCGUCUGCUGGUUUCGUGACGAAUUUGAGUGGUGCCUUGUACUUUCCCUUUAAACUAGUCAUCUCGCGUUCGCACCUUGGACGAAACGUAGCAAACGUUUCUGCAGUGAGACUUGGCAGGAACCAUGGAAAUGGCGAAUACCAUCAACAAUGCCAAAUCCUCGGAUCCAGCGUCGACUGCGGAUUUGGAUGACGUCGGAGGACAAUGUGGAUGGUACUGCUGGAAACCGAGAUUCCUACAACGCCUAUCUACAUCAAAAUCCUUUUUAUUCUGGAUCUGUUGGGCCGGCGGCUUUCAAAGUUUUUUAAUCAAUGGCCUUCUCAACGUUUGCGUCAGCACAAUAGAGCGGCGGUACGAACUCACGUCAACGGACAGCGGGAUGAUUAUCGGCUGCUAUGAUAUCGCUUCAUUUUUGACUGUUCUGCCAGUUUCUUAUCUAGGAGGUCGUAAAGGUGCAUGCAAACCGCGUUGGGUCGGCUACGGUGUUUUGUUGUUGGGCAUAGGCUCGUUCGUGUUUGCCACUCCUCAUUUGGCGUCUGGACUCUACCAGGCUUCUGUCAAACAACAAGUCGUCGGCACUUGUUCCUUAUCGCCGUCAGUGAAUGCCAGUUGCUCAACUGCGGAUCACAUAACAACACUGAAUGAUGGAAUAUCCUUACAGAAGUUCAAGUACGUCUUUUUAAUGGCGCAGCUUAUUAUGGGUGCUGGAGGAGCUCCGCUGUACACCCUCGGAACAGCCUUCAUAGAUGAAAAUGUCAGCCACAAAAUGCAACCGAUCUACAGCGGAGUUUUUUACGGAAGCACAAUGCUAGGUCCCGCUCUUGGCUAUAUUGCUGGCGGGCAAUUACUUCGUCUUUACGUCGACGUCGAUAAGAUCUCAGCUAAAGAGGUGGGAAUGGCGCCGGGAAGCAGCGUUUGGGUGGGAGCAUGGUGGCUUGGUUUCGUCAUCGCUGGAACGCUACUUUGCAUCGCCGCCAUUCCCCUGUUGGCUUUCCCUAGCGAAUUACCUGGUGCGAAAGCACUGGCCGCAGCGAAGGAAGCGGAAGAUUCCAAAACAGAACUCCCGGACGAGGAUGAAGAGUAUGAUUCCAAAAAUGAUGCCGAAACCACCACGCAAGAUGCGGCAAUAAGUGUUGGCCAAAGCUUGCGAGAGUUGCCUACAGCAAUCAAAGAAUUAGCUACACGUUGGACGUUUUUAUUCAUUUGCCUGGAGCAAUCGUGCGAGGCAAUGCUACUGGCAGGUUUUGGUGCAUUCUUACCGAAGAUAAUUGAAAGCCAGUUUUCAUUGUCACCCGCCAUGACUGCUGUUAUCGUUGGUGGACUAGUUAUACCUUGUGGGUGUGGCGCUUCCUACACUGGUGGUUAUCUAAUUAAGCACUAUCGCAUGCGUCCAAGGUCCAUCUUGAAAAUGUCGUGUUUCUGGGUGUCCCUCAGUUUCAUCUUUUCAUUGGCCUUUAUGGUCUAUUGUCCCAAUCAAGACUUUGCCGGAGUGACAGUUCCUUACAGUGGGAAACAGGAAUUAAAUAUCGUAUCUGAUUGCAAUGCCAAUUGUUCCUGCUCAUUAGAUACUUAUAGCCCUGUUUGUGGUAUCGAUAACAUCGUCUACUAUUCUCCUUGCCAUGCUGGAUGCACAUCGUUUCACGAGACAGUGGUCGACGGAUUGAAAUCCAAAUCCUUCGGCGUGUACUCCAAUUGCUCGUGCAUAAAUUCCCCGGAAUAUAAAAGGAUGAAGGUCGUUGGAGGCACAGAGGUGGACGUCAUGGCAGCUCGUCAGACAUGCACGUCCUCUAAAUGCAAUUAUCAACUCUACCUAUUCACAGUUUUGCUAUUCAUUUUCCUGGCACUUGUUUUCGCAAACAGUAUGCCUAUUCUUUCGGCUACAUUAAGGAGUGUGCCACACAAUCGAAGAGCCUUCGCAUUAGGAACCCAGAUGAUUAUAUGGCGGCUUUUCGGUGCUAUCCCAGGCCCCAUGAUCUUCGGGUUGUUCAUAGACAGUUCUUGCGUCUUGUGGACGCACACAAACGACUGCAAUGGCAACUCGGAAAAUAGCGGAUCUUGUUUAAUUUACAACAAUUAUUCAUUUAGCAGAGCGAUGGUUGGUCUAGCGCUGGUCGUUAAAGGUUUAACAUUUUUGUUCUCCAUCUUGGCUUGGUGGUUUUACACACCACCAGUGAAAACUGCCAAACAAGUCAACGGUGGCCCUGCAACAACAGUUAAUCCAGAGGCAAAAACCAAAGAAAUUUACGCUUACGACAACACGAUUGUCGAUCGAUCUUAACGUUGUAAAUAAGAUAAGAAUUUCGUGAUUUCAGAAUUAUUUUACGGCGGUAUUUUUUCUAGUUUUCGGUGGGAAAAAAAUGUAUUUAUUCACUUUUUUGAAUAUAUACACUUUUUGUAAUUUUU